AUGGCUUUCGAAAGAAUUAAAACAACUGCUCCACAAGUCCUACAAUUAUGGUCGAACAUAUCUGAAAUCGAGUGGGUUGAAUCGCAAUUACCAGCGCAGGCGGAAUAUUAUGAAGACUUGCAAAAGAAGGUCAAGUCAAAACGAGACGAUCUGGAACAAAUCAGAAAAAAAAUUAGAGAAUUCGAAGAUAUAAAUUUUACGAUCAAGAGGUUAAUCGCAACAGUAACAUUUCAGCGGGGGAGAAAUGAAGAAAUGGACUAUUCAACUCUAUUUGAGAAAGGACAAGAAGAAAAGGCAGCGCUUGUAAAACUGGAAAGCGAACUGCAAGAGGCUACUCAAUCGCACAAUACAUUAGUCAGUAAAAAGCAGCAAUUAGACGCUUUUCGAACACAAUUAUAUCAACUCUACGACUCAAUAUUUGCCGGUUUAACGCCAGAAUUCCCGUCCGAAGAUGCGUUAGAAGACGAAGCGAAUUCAUUGUAUGCACAAUUCAAUCAGAUUGAAUCAGACCUAACCCGUUAUAAAACAGCUGUAAACCACAUUGAAAGCGCAAGAAAAAAACUCCAAGAAGCAAUUGAAUGUUUGCGUAAGGCCCUUGGCUAUAAUGCGUGGGACCUAUUUUUUAAUAGUACUAUUGCCAAUUUCUUUGAACAUAGGGCAUUGAUAGAUGCGCGGAAUUACGCAAAACAAACUCAAGAACAAAUAGACAAAGCGAAACAAUGUAUACCAGAGGCUUCACGCAUUGGUGAAUUGAAC
Messenger RNA from Acaulospora colombiana, 756 nucleotides. The record is from the annotation of a GenBank genome assembly. NCBI's taxonomy places the organism in Eukaryota, Fungi, Glomeromycota, Glomeromycetes, Diversisporales, Acaulosporaceae.